AUGCAACGGUCUCUAAACAACCGUCGUCACAUGGAUGAUAAUCAUUCAAAUGGUGUAACCAAUGAAGACAUGGCCAUCAAUCCACUACAAACCCAGAUGGAACUGUCUUUUAUAUGGGAGGACUUCCAAGACCAGUUCUGUGAGCUCCGUCAGACAAUUAAUCGAGACUUGGAUGCAAUGAACCAUGAGGUCGAUGACGUUCGUGUUGGUCAGUUGGAUAUCUCAAAUGUCGUUGCUGAUCUUAAAAAUCAUUUCGUUUCUCUACAAGGAGCAUAUGUGAAGAUGUCUUCCAGCACAACAAACUUAAGAAGCUGA
Lactuca saligna is the source of this 315-nucleotide messenger RNA. NCBI's taxonomy places the organism in Eukaryota, Viridiplantae, Streptophyta, Magnoliopsida, Asterales, Asteraceae. The record is from the annotation of a GenBank genome assembly.